This is a messenger RNA of Ananas comosus (pineapple), 1533 nucleotides long. Its product is annotated as anthranilate O-methyltransferase 3-like. The coding region runs from base 53 to 1171 and encodes 372 amino acids. Gene Ontology annotation, biological process: methylation. The record is from RefSeq and is a predicted model, not a curated record. The transcript is spliced from 4 exons. Lineage: Eukaryota; Viridiplantae; Streptophyta; Magnoliopsida; Poales; Bromeliaceae. Gene Ontology annotation, molecular function: S-adenosylmethionine-dependent methyltransferase activity.
UAGAAAAUGCAGGGAAGCAACCAGUAAGUAAUAAGUAUAAGCUCGCUUCGCAAUGAAGGUGGAAGAAGUGCUUUGCAUGCUUGGAGGAACCGGAGAUGACAGUUAUGCUACAGUCUCCAAGCUUGAGGACCAAACCGUAGCAAAUGUUAUAUUAAUAAUGAAACGAUCAGUAGAGGACCUGUACCACGAUUUCCUCCCGGAGAAUUACAUGGUCGUCGCCGACUUGGGCUGCUCGUCAGGGCCGAACACGUUCAUGUAUUUCUCUCAGAUCAUGGACGCCAUAAGAGAGAGCUGCGACCGCCUGAGCCAUCGCCCGCCGGAGCUCCACCUCCUCUUGAACGACCUCCCGGGAAACGACUUCAACACCCUCUUCGGACUCUUCACGUCGAGCGUGGAGAAGAUGAAGGAGGAGAAGGGAGAGAAGUUUUUGCCUUUUUACCCCGCAGGGGUCCCUGGAUCGUUCUAUGGGAGGUUGUUUCCUACAAGGAGCGUUCACUUCAUGUAUUCAUGCCUUAGCCUUCACUGGCUCUCCCAGGUUCCUCAAGGACUGGAGAGCAAGGCAAAUAUUGCAGUGAACAAAGGAAAUAUUUAUAUCUCAAAGACAAGCCCUCCUCUUGUUUCCAAAUUGUACUUGGAGCAAUUUCAGAGAGAUUUUCAUUUAUUCCUCAAGCUUCGAUCCGAAGAAAUGUGCUCCGCGGGACAAAUGGUCUUAAUGUUCUUCGGUCGGAGAACUUCGGACCCCGCGGAAGAAGAAAAUAACUACAUUUGGACUUUGCUCACUAAGGCUCUCAAUGACAUGGCCCUGGAGGGGAUUAUAAAAGCUUCUGAUGUGGAUUCAUUCAAUCUACCGUAUUAUCAACCUUGCAUGGAAGAAGUGAAGAUGGUCACUCGAGACGAAGGAUCGUUCGACGUCGUGCACGAGCACGUUUUCGAUCUGAAUUGGGAAGCUCUCAGCAACUUGGAUGAGAAAUCCCUCGUCGACAACUUUGCAAGUGCGGAGUUUCUGGCAAAGAUCAUAAGAUCAGUUGCAGAAUCCCUAUUAGCACCUCACUUCGGCAAGGCCAUAAUCGACGAAUUAUUUUCGAGAUUCACAGCAAUAGUUGCGGAGCACAUCAAAAAGGAGAAGGGGAAGUUUGUUAUUUUGAUAGUAUCUGUGAGAAGGAGAGGGUAACUUCUUGAAAGAUGAGGUGCAAAUGAUGAACUUAAUAAGCCUUACUUUUGUCGCCGGUUUUAGUUGUCUAUCACAAUCCAUACUUCAUAUGGCUUGUUUCACUAAUAAUGCACAAUUAAAUAUUGUGCACAAGAUCUUUCUUUCCUUUUUUAAGAAGAAUAUUGUGCAAUGGAGUAACCGUGUUUCCCUUUGUACCAAUUCUCUGUUUUCUGCGUCAAAUUGUAAUCUUAAUUGUUUCCCUUUAUCCCACAAUCAGGAAAAUACGUUCUAAGAUAUUAAUUACCAAGAUGUAACUGUCCCUAAUAAAUGAACCAAGUUUUCGGACUGCAUAAAUUGUGGCUCCGAGAACAAAGGACAUGAGU